AUGGCGCAGGCGGCAGAGAAUGCCAUCAAGAUAUCCAUCGAGGCCUUCGUCCAAUCUUUCUACCCCGCCCUGCAGUCCGCCCGAGACACCAUCGCCUCCUUCUACGCCCCAACCCCAGUCCUCUCCAAACUCCUCUUCAACGGCAACAUCGUCGCAGACGGCCCCUCCGUCCAGGAAAUCUUCACGAACCAAAUGCCCCCCACCCGCUACGACAUCCAGUCCUACGAUUGCCAGAUCAUCAAUACGAAUUACCCCGCGCUGCCUGCGUCGUCGUCGUUGUCGUCGGCAUCAUCCGCUGUAACUGCCGCUUCGGCAGCGAGGAACAUGUCCAUUCUGGUCCUUGUGAAUGGGUCUGUGAGGUUUGAGGUGGAGGUGGAGCCUGGUGAUUCGACGAAUCGGAGGUUCAGUGAGACGUUUGUUCUUGUACCGAAUGCCCAGGCUGCUGCUGCUGCUGCUGCUGCUGCUGCUGCUGGCGAGGCCCCGAAAGGGAGGGAACAGGAGAAACGUUGGUUGAUACAGAGUCAGAAUUUCAGGUUGGUUGGGUGA
Molecule: messenger RNA, 546 nt
Organism: Histoplasma mississippiense
Lineage: Eukaryota; Fungi; Ascomycota; Eurotiomycetes; Onygenales; Ajellomycetaceae
Exons: 2
Coding region: 1-546 (181 amino acids)
Biological process (GO): protein import into nucleus
Cellular component (GO): nuclear pore central transport channel
Source: RefSeq, a predicted model, not a curated record